CACAGGACGGGUGCUCCAUAUUCCUUGUGACUUCCCACGUGGUACCAUGUUCAAAGUGUUAGUUAUAUACUUGAGCUUAACCUUUGGUGUUACUAUAGUUCAUGGAGUCUGUGGUGACAGCAUUCGGUGGUCGCACAGAGUAAACAUAGAUGAUAUUUAUGGAGUCUGGUAUGGAGUUGGUUAUGCCCAGCACAAUCCAGAUAUGACUAACCGGCCCGAUGAAAUAGGCUGUGUUAGUUUGUACAUUUCAGAUGCUGAUAACGAUAUAAUCAGUGAUAACUUCUUUGAUGCUACACUCCAAAUCAAAAACUAUACAGAUCAGAAUUGGAGAUCAUCUAAAAGCAAUCCAUGGUCGGGAAAUGCAUUAGCAGGUUCCUGGUUAGACAUUAGACUGAGGAGGCGAGACAAGAGAGAUCUAUUCGGACAAAAAAGGAUACGUGUGCUAUGGGAUGAGGAUGGCCACACUAUGGAGCAAAUCUAUCUUUAUUAUCCCGAGGAACCGGGAUUUUGGACGGCCGAAACAAUGUCAACGUGGGAAAGAGAAAUGAAGGCCAAAGGUGUAGAAAUUUGGUAUCCGGACGACCCACCUCGACAUCCAGACGUAAUAAAGCUUUUGAAAGUGACACCCAGUACUCUCAUCCUAAACCACUGUUCUGAAAUUGGAGACGGUGGCAUCUUCUCCUUAAUAUUGCGGCGAUCCCCGUCAAGGGUCGAAAGAUGGGAGUGGUAUGAUUAUAAGCGACAAUUCUACACUUUUGACUUACCAAACGUCGAACGCUAUAAUGCCAUAUGCGCUGGUUGUAAAAGCACUAAUUCCAUAAUAUUAUUCUUAAUUUGUCUACUUUUAAUUAAAUUGUAAACAAGU
Molecule: messenger RNA, 865 nt
Organism: Pieris brassicae (large cabbage white)
Lineage: Eukaryota; Metazoa; Arthropoda; Insecta; Lepidoptera; Pieridae
Exons: 3
Coding region: 47-859 (270 amino acids)
Source: RefSeq, a predicted model, not a curated record